Messenger RNA from Chrysochloris asiatica (Cape golden mole), 1344 nucleotides. It is a transcript of the gene TMPPE, whose product is annotated as transmembrane protein with metallophosphoesterase domain. The record is from RefSeq and is a predicted model, not a curated record. Lineage: Eukaryota; Metazoa; Chordata; Mammalia; Afrosoricida; Chrysochloridae. Bases 1 to 1344 code for a protein of 447 amino acids. The transcript has a single exon. Gene Ontology annotation, molecular function: hydrolase activity.
AUGGCGACCUUCAGGCAGCUGUCCUUGGGUAUGAAGGCCGCAGUGGCUGCUGGUACUAUCUUCUUAUCCAUGAUCAUCUCUCACUCCUAUCUGGCGGAGAUCCUGGAGCUCAGGUCCUGGCAUUGGCUGUUACAACUGCAGCUUGCCUUGUUUGUCAACUCACUUAUGCUCAUCGGUUCCCUCUACAUCUGGCGUAGCACCGUAAGCAACCUCUGUCACUCCCCAGCAGCCGAGUCGGCUUGGUUUCAGCUUUGGAAGAUGGCUGUUGUGACAUUUCUGGCUCUGGCCCACUCCAGUUUCUUCACCAUGCUCUUUUUAGUGGCAGAGGAGCCCUAUCUCUUUUCCUUGGCAGCCUAUUCCUGCCUCGGUGCAUACAUUAUCAUGGUCUUCUUCCUCUGUAUCCUCAGCGGCAUGGAGCAUGCCUACCAGCUCUUGGCCUGGCGCAGUGGCAGGGUUGUUGGCAGCCUUGACAAGACAAGGAAACUGGCACUCAGGCCUGCCCUGGCAGUGGUGGUGACUGCUGUGCUCAGUGUGGUUGGGUUCCUGAAUGCUGCCCAGCCUCCAGCCGUGAAAACUGUGGAGGUGCCCAUCCAUCAGCUGCCUCCCUCUAUGGACAACCUCAAGAUUGUACUCCUCUCAGACAUCCACUUAGGUCCCACAGUGGGCAGGACCAAGAUGGAGAUGUUUGUGAAGAUGGUGAACAUACUGGAGCCCGAUGUCACGGUGAUUGUGGGUGAUUUGUCUGAUUCGGAAGCCUCAAUCCUUCGACCAGCUGUUGUCCCCUUGGGUCAGCUUCGUUCGCGCCUUGGCACCUACUUCGUCACUGGAAAUCAUGAGUACUACACGUCGGAUGUCAGCAACUGGUUUGCACUGCUGGAAUCCCUGCAUGUAAAGCCCCUUCACAAUGAAAAUGUGAAGAUUUCUGCGACAGGGGCCCAACAUGGCGGUGGUGAAGAUGGCGACUGGGUCUGCUUGGCUGGAGUGGAUGACAUUGAAGCAGAUAUCUUGCGCUACUCUGGCCAUGGCAUGGAUCUUGUCAAGGCCCUAGAGGGCUGCAGUCCAGACCACACGACCAUCUUGCUAGCUCACCAGCCCCUGGCUGCCAAGAGAGCCCUCCAGGAGCGGCCAGAUAUCAACCUGAUCCUUUCUGGGCACACGCAUGCUGGCCAAAUCUUCCCCUUGAAUGUGGCAGCCUAUCUCCUGAACCCCUUCUUUGCAGGUCUCUACCGCGUGGCCCAGACUACAUUUGUCUAUGUCAGCCCAGGCACAGCUUACUUUGGGAUACCGAUGAGAUUGGGUAGCAGGGCGGAGAUUACUGCGCUCAUCUUGCGUCAUGCUCCCUGA